GCCUUUUAAGUGCCACCUAAAAACACCAAAUAACCAAAAAAUAAAUUAAAACAAACUUUUUUCUCUCUCCUCCCAUUUCACUCUUUUUUCCCCCCUCUCCACCACCUCCCACCAUCUCUAUACUCUCUUUCCUCCACUCCAUCACCACCUCUUCCUCCCUCCACCCUCUUUCUCUUUCUCUCUCUUCUGUAAAAACUAAAAUCUGGGUAAUAUUUCAGCUGAUUUUUCAAUUUCAUAGCUAUAAAAAAUAUUAUUUCUUUUUAUAGAUCUCCUGCUUUUUUUUUCUUCUUCUUCAUCAAACUACAAGCUCACUAACUCCUCUACCUUUAGUUCUAAGUUUUGAUUCUCAGAACUUGCACUUUUCACUUGUCUGAGAUGGACCGUCGGGGUUGGCCUUGGAAGAAGAAAUCAUCUGAAAAGUCGGCUGCAGAGAAGGUUAUUGCUACCCUAGAUUCUGCUGGACCCUCUCUGGCUUCUGGUGGAUCUCAGACAGAUAAGGGACAGGAUAAAAACAAGAAGUCAAAUUUUGUUCAGAUUUCCAUCGAAUCAUAUACUCAUUUGAGUGGAUUGGAAAAUCAAGUAAAAGCUUAUGAGGAACAAGCAAAAAUAUAUGAAGAGCAAGAAAAAACGUAUGAGGAUCAGGUCAAAACAUUGGAGGAAGAAAUCCUUGAACUAAAUGAGAAGGUCUCAUCAGCUCAGUCGGAGAUAACUACCAAGGAAGAGCUUGUCAAACAACAUGCAAAGGUGGCCGAGGAAGCAGUCUCAGGUUGGGAAAAGGCUGAGGCAGAAGCUUUGUCUUUAAAAGAUCAUCUAGAAACUGUGACUCUGGCAAAACUAACUGCUGAGGAUAGGGCUGCACACUUGGAUGGUGCUCUAAAAGAAUGCAUGAGGCAGAUAAGAAAUUUGAAGGAAGAAAAUGAACAAAAACUCCAAGAAGUUGCGCUAACCAAGAACAAGCAGUAUGACAGAAUGAAACAUGAGCUGGAAACAAAAAUUGCUAGCUUGGACCAAGAUCUUAUGAGAGCUGAAGCUGAGAGUGCUGCUCUUUCCAGGUCAUUGCAGGAGCGUUCUAACAUGCUUAUUAAAGUCAGUGAAGAAAAGUCAAAAGCUGAGGCAGAUAUUGAGCUCUUGAGAAGCAAUGUUGAAUCUUGUGAGAGGGAAAUAAAUUCCUUGAAAUAUGAAGUCCAUAUUGUUUCUAAGGAGCUAGAAAUUCGUAAUGAGGAAAGGAAUAUGAGUGUUAAGUCUGCAGAAGCAGCCAACAAGCAGCAAGUGGAAAGCGUAAAGAAAAUCGCGAAACUAGAAGCAGAGUGCCAAAGAUUGCGAGGUCUUGUAAGGAAGAAGCUUCCUGGUCCUGCUGCUUUGGCUCAAAUGAAGCUAGAAGUGGAAAGCCUGGGUAGAGAUCAUGGAGACACUCGUCUGAGAAGGUCUCCUGCCAGGCCUGCUAGCCCCCAGUUUUCACCAAAUUCCCACAUGUCACCAGUGCCUGAAUUUUCCCUUGAUGGUGCCCAGAAAUUCCAAAAGGAAAAUGAAUACCUUACAGAGCGCCUUUUGGCUAUGGAAGAAGAAACAAAGAUGCUAAAAGAAGCAUUGGCGAAACGUAACAGUGAACUGCAAACCUCUAGGAGCAUUUGUGCUAAGUCUGCUAGUAAACUGCAAAGCCUGGAAGCACAAGUACAAAUGCUGAAUCAACAGAAGGGUUUUCCAAAAUCUGAUAUUCAAGUUCAAGCUGAGCGGUCGUUUAGUCAGCAUGCUAGCAAUCCUCCAAGUAUUACAUCCUUUUCUGAAGAUGGAAAUGAUGAUACAGUAAGCUGUGCUGAGUCAUGGGCUUCCGCAUUGAUCUCCGAGCUAUCUCAUUUUAAGGAUAAGAACAAGGACAAACCUUUGAAAGCUGAAAAUGGGAAACAUUUGGAGCUUAUGGAUGACUUUGAGGAAAUGGAGAAACUGGCUCGUUUAUCUGAUGACUCGAAUGGUGCCAUAUCUGCUACAGACAGCUCAGCCAAUAAGGCUGUAAUAGCAAACAGUAUCAUGGCUAGCAAUGGCAUGGAUACUCUAUCCAAAACAGUGCCUGACACAGAUUCACCAGCCAAGUCUUCGGCUUCAGGAGAGUUAGUAUCAGAUACCAAACUUGAGACGGAAUCAUUGCCAUUGGUGAACUUGCAAUCAAGAAUUUCCAAGGUAUUUGAAUCUGUCUCCAUUGAAUCAGAUGUAGUGAAAAUCUUGGAGGACAUUAAGCAUGCUGUCCAGGAAGUGCAUGAUACUCUUAAUCCACACUCUAUAAAUUGUGUCUUUGAGGAGAAACACUGCUCAGAUGGUGCUGUUGAUCAACAAGCUGUUCCAGGGGAUGUUUUGGCUACUACAGAAAAGGAUAUUUGUUUGUCUGAAAAUGGGAAGCCAGAUGGAAAGAUUGAGAAGAUAAGUGAAGAAUUGGUAGCUGCAAUUUCUCAGAUUCACAAUUUCAUAUUGUUCCUUGGGAAGCAAUAUAGAGGUGUUCAUGUUCUCUCCGACGAUGAUGAUGCACUUGGCCUAAAAGUUGAGCAGUUCUCUGCCUUCUUUAACAGGGUAAUGCGCAAUGAAAUCAGUUUGGAUGAUUUUGUUUUAGCCCUAUCUGAUGUCAUGGCUAAAGCUAGUGAACUUAGCUUUAGUGUCCUGGGGUACAAGAGUAAUGGAGCAGAAGUAAGCAGUCCUGAUUGUAUAGACAAAGUUGCAUUGCCUGAAAAUAAGUUACCUGAAGGAAAGAGUUAUUCUAAUGGUUGUGGACAUGUUUCUGAUUCUUCUUCAAAUCCCGAGGUUCCUCAGGAUGCCAAUGUUAUGUCAGGCUUCGAGUCACAAUCAUGCAAAUAUUCUUUAGAGGAAUUUGAACAGCUGAAAGCUGACAAAGUUAACAUGGAGAGGGAAUUUACCCAAUGCUCUCAAGAUCUGGAGACGGCUAAAUCUCAGUUGCAGGAUAUGGAGCAACAACUAGCAGAAGUCAAAUUAGAGCUUGCAUCUUCCCAGAAUAUGAACAGCUUGGCAGAGACUCAGCUGAAAUGCAUGGCGGAGUCUUACAAGAUGCUUGAAAAACGAGCUGAAGAAUUACAGAGUGAAGUCGUUAUCCUGAAGUCGAAAUUGGAAUGUUUAGAUAAUGAACUUGAGGCUGAAAAAGUAGGUCAUCAAGAUGCUCUAAUAAGAUGCAGAGAUCUUGAAGAACAGCUACAAAGGAAUGAAGGAUGCUCUGUGUGCUCGUCUUCAGCAGCUGAUGCAGAUGACAGAACCAAACAGGAAAAGGAUCUGACGGCUGCAGCAGAGAAGCUAGCGGAGUGCCAAGAAACCAUAUUUCUUCUUAGCAAGCAGCUGAAAACCUUCCGCCCUCAGUCAGACUUCAUGGGCUCUCCCAUCAGUGAGAGGAGCCAGAGAGGUGAAGGCCUCAAUGAAGAAGAGCCAACUACAAGUGGGAUGAACCUGCAAGAUCUGGAUCACGUUGAUAUGGAUACUGCCACUUCCACGAAUUUGCAAAGGCUAGGGUCUGCUUCGCCUUCAGAUCUGUACAAUGCGCCAUUUAGUUCAUCAGACAAUGAAGGAAAUCUUCUGAGAUCACCUGUAUCCAAAAAUGCAACACACAGACCUACAAAGUCCGGAUCUUCUACUUCUUCCACUCCCACCCCUGAGAAACAAUCACGUGGCUUUAGCAGGUUCUUUUCAUCAAAGGGGAAGACUGGAAAUUAACCAUGGAGCUUGUGGCAUAACAGUAUACCGUGACAGGACGAAAAACAUAAGUGACCAUAGAUAUAUGAUGGUUUUCCAGGUUAUAUAUUAUCUUUACUCAUUAUAGUUGCCCUGGAUCUUGUGUUCUUUUGAGGUCUUCAAAGUCCUUGUGACUGUCUGAAGUCAAACCUUUAAUGUCAAAUAGGGUUUAGAAAAUCAUACUUGUGAUUUUGUGAAGGUGGCCUUGCCCUUAGAUCUCGGUUUAAUUGGAUGAUCAUAUUGAUGUUAAAUUUUGUAUGAAAUAUGGCUGUAUAUGAUGUUAACACACUUUAAAAUUUUCAGUGAUGUAUUCACUCCCUACUCUCUAAUCAGUUGUAAUGUUUGGUAAGGUUUCAAAGUCUUGAAACUUCUUAAAAGUUGUAUUAGAGAUGUUCGUCUUCGUGUUUUUGUAUGUUUACGUUGUGCAUAAAAAAAUACAGAUGGAAUUAUUAAGUAUUA
Molecule: messenger RNA, 4179 nt
Organism: Beta vulgaris subsp. vulgaris (sugar beet)
Lineage: Eukaryota; Viridiplantae; Streptophyta; Magnoliopsida; Caryophyllales; Amaranthaceae
Product: filament-like plant protein 4
Exons: 6
Coding region: 376-3702 (1108 amino acids)
Source: RefSeq, a predicted model, not a curated record